Fusarium graminearum PH-1 is the source of this 303-nucleotide messenger RNA. RefSeq lists its product as uncharacterized. The record is from RefSeq and is a predicted model, not a curated record. The coding region runs from base 1 to 303 and encodes 100 amino acids. Lineage: Eukaryota; Fungi; Ascomycota; Sordariomycetes; Hypocreales; Nectriaceae. The transcript has 5 exons.
AUGUCUUGUUACGUUCCAGUCUCUAUUGAGCUUUGUGCAAGUGCUUUUUCUAUUGAGCUUCGUGCCAGCGUUAUUGAGUUCCAAAGGGUGACGAAGUCGGGCUCCUACAACCUCCACAUGGUGUCACCCGGGGACCUGGUAAUGCAGGAGACGCGCCCAAGGUGCUGGUUACAAAUUGUUGGAGUUAACAAAACUGCCCAACGAGAUUGCCUCAAUACAGUGGUCUUUGACAACGCCCUUGAUAUUGGCUGCAUCGUCGAUUACGGUGGGCAUGACUGGUACAGCGACGGCAGGACAAAAUAA